AUGGCUGAGGCGUCCCGGUGGCACCUAGUCGGAACUCCAAAACAUAAGCUGCAUUACAGAAAGGAAGUAGAAAUGAGAACCACACUUCAGGAGGUCUUACUCUACCUUAUUUUUUUAAUAAACUUAUGUAUAUUGACUUUUGGGAUGGUAAACCCACAUAUGUAUUACUUAAACAAAGUUAUGUCAUCUCUAUUUUUGGACACGUCUGUGCAUGGUGAAGAAAGAAUCAACUUUAAGUCUAUUCGCAGCAUAACUGACUUUUGGAAGUUUAUGGAAGGACCCCUUUUGGAAGGCCUGUACUGGGACUCAUGGUACAAUAACAAGAGUUUGUAUGACUUAAAGAACAGCAGUCGCAUCUACUAUGAGAACAUACUUUUAGGAGUCCCCAGAGUCCGUCAACUAAAAGUCCGCAACAACACGUGCAAGGUCCAUUCAUCCUUUCAGUCCUUGAUGAAUGAAUGUUAUGACAAAUACACUUCUGAAAAUGAAGAUCUGUCUGAUUUUGGCCUUAAAUAUGAUACUGAAUGGAAGUACUCUGCUCCUAUUAUCAACUCCCCUUGGCAUUGGGGAUUUACUGGUGUUUACCGAAAUGGGGGAUAUAUUUUCACUUUAUCAAAAUCAAAAUCUGAAACCCUAAACAAGUUCAUUAAUCUUCGAAUGAACAGCUGGAUCACAAGAAGCACUAGAGUUAUUUUUAUUGAUUUUUCAUUAUACAAUGCUAAUGUAAAUCUGUUUUGCAUCAUCAGAUUGGUGGCAGAAUUCCCUGCAACUGGAGGAAUACUUACUUCAUGGCAGUUUUACUCUGUGAAGCUCCUUAGAUAUGUUAGCUACUAUGAUUAUUUUAUUGCUUCCUGUGAAAUCACAUUUUGUAUUUUUCUUAUUGUCUUCACAACACAAGAAGUCCUAAAAAUAAAAGAAUUUAAAUCUGCCUAUUUCAAAAGUAGUUGGAACUGGCUAGAAUUACUACUUUUGGUGUUGUGUUUUGUGGCCGUUUUCUUCAACUCAUACUGUAAUAUACAAACUUCUCUCUUGCUUGGACAACUGUUAAAAAGUACUGAAAAAUAUUCAGACUUCUAUUUUCUUGCACACUGGCACAUUUAUUACAACAAUAUAAUUGCCAUAACCAUCUUCUUUGCAUGGAUAAAGAUAUUCAAAUUCAUAAGCUUUAAUAAGACAAUGUCUCAGCUGUCAUCAACCUUGUCCUGUUGUAUCAAUGACAUAGUAGGAUUUGCCAUCAUGUUUUUUAUAAUAUUCUUUGCUUACGCUCAGUUAGGAUUUCUUGUUUUUGGAUCACAAGUUGACGACUUUUCCACUUUUCAAAAUUCCAUAUUCACACAAUUUCGUAUUGUUCUUGGAGAUUUUAAUUUUGCUGGAAUUCAGCAAGCCAGUCGUAUCUUGGGACCCAUUUACUUCAUCACUUUCAUCUUUUUCGUGUUCUUUGUCCUGCUGAACAUGUUCUUGGCAAUAAUUAAUGAUACCUAUUCUGAAGUGAAAGCUGACUAUUCAAUAGGCAGAAGGCCAGAUUUUGAACUUGGUAAAAUGAUUAAAAAGAGUUACCACAAUGCUCUCGAAAAACUCAAACUAAAGAAACCUGAAACAGAUGAAGACAAGAAAAGUAGGAAAAGCAGAGAUUUGGCUGAACAAGCCAGAAGAGAAGGCUUUGAUGAAAAAGAGAUUCAAAGUGCAGAGCAGAUGAAAAAAUGGAAAGAGAGGCUUGAGAAAAAGUAUUAUUCUACAGAAAUUCAAGAUGACUACCAGCCUGUCACUCAACAAGAAUUUCGAGACCUCUUUUUAUAUGCUGUGGAGCUGGAGAAAGAAUUACACUACGUCAGUUUAAAACUAAACCGAGUGAUGAGAAAGGUUUCAGCUCUACAAUAUUGAGGCAAGUGGAGGUGAGAAUCUGUGAUACAAUCAUGG
Orcinus orca (killer whale) is the source of this 1917-nucleotide messenger RNA. RefSeq names its product polycystin 2 like 2, transient receptor potential cation channel (gene PKD2L2). Gene Ontology annotation, biological process: detection of mechanical stimulus. Lineage: Eukaryota; Metazoa; Chordata; Mammalia; Artiodactyla; Delphinidae. Gene Ontology annotation, molecular function: calcium channel activity; calcium ion binding. The record is from RefSeq and is a predicted model, not a curated record. The transcript is spliced from 14 exons. Bases 1 to 1881 code for a protein of 626 amino acids. Gene Ontology annotation, cellular component: membrane.